GAAUGGUCCCUAAGGUUGACAAAAAAUUUCUUAAGGAAAUUCAAGCCUCGAAGAGUGAUUCACCGCAACAUAAAAAGCAAAAGCUUCUUCCUGCUAAAUCCAAAGGCCAAGCUAUGAGCACCCAUACUCCUCUAAGCCUGGAGAUGCUCUUAGCUACCCCUCCAAUUGCUAAGGCGAUUGUAAUUAAAGGGCUAGACCUUGUUGGUGCUUAUAGUGAGGGAUUACACGUCCCCAAUGUGCCCAUUCUAUACGUAGUAUCGUCACCAGCCCCCUUAAAGGACAAGCGAAAGGGUAAGUUGUCGGAGUCUGUAGAGGAGGGGGAGGAACAAAUUCCCCAAGUUUCUAGGUCCUCCAAGUGGGAGGAUGUGCAGGAAGCAAGGGCAAGGCUCCUCAAUUCAUGA
Molecule: messenger RNA, 401 nt
Organism: Ilex paraguariensis (yerba mate)
Lineage: Eukaryota; Viridiplantae; Streptophyta; Magnoliopsida; Aquifoliales; Aquifoliaceae
Source: the annotation of a GenBank genome assembly